Cicer arietinum (chickpea) is the source of this 1760-nucleotide messenger RNA. RefSeq lists its product as uncharacterized. Gene Ontology annotation, cellular component: SCF ubiquitin ligase complex. The record is from RefSeq and is a predicted model, not a curated record. Gene Ontology annotation, biological process: SCF-dependent proteasomal ubiquitin-dependent protein catabolic process. NCBI's taxonomy places the organism in Eukaryota, Viridiplantae, Streptophyta, Magnoliopsida, Fabales, Fabaceae.
UACACUUCCAUUACACAUGCGUCUAAGACUCCACACAAGUAACCUUCCUCUUUCAAACACACUUCACUUCUCACCUAAUCAUCUUUCUCUCUCCUCCUUUUUCUCUCAUCAAAAACAACACACCUUUGUAGAUUCUCACAUCAAUAAACACCUCAAAAACAAAGAGAGAAUCAAAGUUGAGAAUUGAGAUGGCGAAUAGCUUAUGCGAUGAACUCUUGCAAGAAAUUUUCCUAAAGCUUCCAUCUUCAUCUUCUUCUUCUUCUGCCUCUUCAAUCACCCUUGUUUCAAAGCGGUGGCUUAAUCUCUACCGUUCAUCUAGAACCUCUAUUUCCCUUCGCUUCAACCCUCAAUUCUCUUUGAUACCUUCCUUCAUCUCUCUACUCAAUCAACACACUUCUCUCUCUUCCCUCUCUCUCUUCCUCCUUUCAUCUCAUCAUCAUCAUCACCCAACAACAACCCUUCUCCUCUCUGCGAUUUCCUCCUGUUCUUCCAAACUUCUCUCUCUAAAAUUCUUGGCUGGUCCUGUUUCUCUCUCUUCCAUCGUUUCUCUCUCAAACUCUUGUACCCAAUUGAGGUCUCUUUCUAUUACUCUCUCAAGACCUAUUUUUCUCAAUUGGGUUUCGUGUUUUCCUUGUUUGAAAGAAUUGUCAAUUGUUUUCUGCUAUGAUGAAGCUGGGGAGAAUUUUUUUCAAAAUGGGGUUUUGGAAAGUGAAGAUUUUGAUGUUGAAUUGAGUUUGCAAUUGGGAUUGGAAAGUCUUUGUUUUGAGGGUAUUCGUGGUGAUGAUUGGGGAAUCGAUUGGCUUUGGAAAAGAUGCAGAAACCUUAAGAUUUUGAAGCUUCUAAGUUGUCAAGGAAUUGGUGGUUCUUACUCUUCUUUUGUUAAUUGUUUGCAAGGUGUUCGACAAAUUGAGCUCAAAACUUGUAGGAGUGUGGUUGAUGUUGUUCUGUUGAAACUUUCAGAGCAUUGUAAUUCAUUGGAAUCAUUUUUGGUUCAUGAUGGUGGUAGCAGAGACAGUUUGCUACACUUUAUUUCUCAUUGCAGGUCUAAUAAUUUGCAUAAACUUGAUUUUCGGUUACCUAUGGACCUUGAAAACAACCAUCUAUUUUCUAUCGCUAUGAAUUUCAGAGGCCUUUCAAGUCUUAAGCUUCAAAGUUGUUGUCUUGUUACUGGUGAAGGACUUAAGGCUAUUGGUAUGGCAUUGAGUAACGGUCUUGAAGAAUUGGCAUUGAUAAACUGUGAUGUUGUUGAAAGGGAGAAAGGUUUGCUUGCCACUUUGGGACAACAUUUGAGGAAAUUGAGGAAACUAGAUUUGUCUCAUAACGAAAUGUUGAUUGAUAAGGAGUUUGUAUCGAUGUUAGUUUCUUGCAUUCAUUUGAUUGAUUUGAAGGUUAGGGGAUGUAAAGGACUAACUAACGUGGCUAUGGUUUCUAUGAUUAGGAGUUGUAAGAGCCUCGAAAAUGUUGAUAUUAAGCAUUGUUUUGGGAUUGAUUCUGAGGCUAUUGAAGUGUUUGUUAAGAAUUGUUCCCGUUUGAAAAGAUUGGAAGUUGAGGGAUACAAACUCUCUGAUGAUGCAAAAAUGUGGGCAUCAGAUAAAUUUAUUGAAGUUGUUGUUUAGUACUAAUUAAUAAUUGGAUGUAUAUUUAUUGAAGUUUGAAAUAAACAGGCUUGUAUGGAUCACACUCACAAUUGGUGUAUAUGAUUAUGUGAUUUAAGUUUGAAACAUGAAAUUUAUUAUACAUCAAAUACUUAUUUGUAUUUA